Messenger RNA from Coregonus clupeaformis (lake whitefish), 3906 nucleotides. RefSeq names its product menin. Bases 761 to 2623 code for a protein of 620 amino acids. The record is from RefSeq and is a predicted model, not a curated record. NCBI's taxonomy places the organism in Eukaryota, Metazoa, Chordata, Actinopteri, Salmoniformes, Salmonidae. Gene Ontology annotation, molecular function: Y-form DNA binding; transcription cis-regulatory region binding; chromatin binding. Gene Ontology annotation, cellular component: nucleus; chromatin; histone methyltransferase complex. The transcript is spliced from 10 exons. Gene Ontology annotation, biological process: regulation of transcription by RNA polymerase II; negative regulation of cell cycle; negative regulation of cell population proliferation.
GCAAUGAGUUUUUGUAUGGAGGUCAACGAGAGAGUCGACUUUAGUCAACAACAAAAAAUGAAUGGCUUACUUCCUAGGUGAGGUUAAUUUGAUCGAAUAGAAGUUUCGUAAUGCUUAAGUUGUUAGGAGUGUACUGAUAUAAGUAGGACACGUGACAUUCCGGCAACUUUGAGAAAAAAUACGUCUUGGAGUUGUCUGGAGAUUGCUAUGGAUAUUCAUGACAUGAGGCUAGUAGCAAAGCAUCUCUCUCUCCAUUGAAUACAGGCGGUUGACGUCAUCAACCCUCAUCGAAUAUUCAAAAAGGAUUACAAUAAUGAGAUGUGUCCACCAAUCCAAAAAAAGGAUACGUGGGAGCUAGACAGCCCGGCGUGCCAUGGACAACGACUCCAUUGUUAGGGCGGAGAGCUAUAUAUCUUGUCAGUCUAUCCAUAGUCUUUGAUAGCACUAACCCAGAAACAAGGGCGCUUGUUCAAACACGUGUAAACUGGGCGUGCAGCUUCGUAGAUAUGAGAUACUCUGAACUAAUCUUACAUUGAGCGCGACUCAAUGUAAGAUUGAGCAAGCGCGCCAAAUCUUCGAGUUCUGACACAUUUGAACAGACCAACACAGUCAGAACUGCGCGGCAAAAGCAAGGCACAAACAAAAACAUGUGGGUGCAGCUUUGAACAAACGGCCCCUAUGACAUCACUACAGCUGAGAGUGGAGAAGACACACCAGCCUAGUGAGUGACAGCUAGCUGUGGCAGCGGAGAGGGGUCAACAUGGGGCUACACUCAGCCCAGAAGAAGCACUUUCCCCUGAAGGGGAUUGGUGGUGUGGUUGCGCUGUUCGAAGCGGAGCUCCAUAAACCCGAACCAGACCUAGCCCUUCUCUCAUUGGUCCUGGGCUUUGUAGAACACUUCCUGGCUGUCAACCGAGUCAUACCAAUAAACGUCCCGGGGGUGCGCUUUGAGCCGCUGGAGCCAGACUGCCCAAACUCCUGCUUUCCAACAGUGGAGUUAGGGAUGCUAUCGGCCCUGCAUGAGCGCUUCGCAGCCCAGAUCCGGGGCGCGGUGGAUCUGUCCCAGUACCGCAGGCCUGCCGGCGAGUCCAGCAGGGAACUUGUGAAGAAAGUGUCUGACGUCAUCUGGAACAGCCUGAGCCGCUCCUACUUUAAGGACCGCGCCCACAUCCAGUCCCUCUUCAGUCUCAUCACUGGCACAAAGCUGGACAGCUCGGGGGUGGCGUUUGCGGUGGUGGCGGCAUGCCAGGUGCUGGGGCUGCGGGACGUGCACCUGGCCCUGUCCGAGGACCACGCCUGGGUCAUCUUUGGUAAGAACGGAGAGGAGACUGCAGAGGUCACCUGGCACGGAAAGGGCAACGAGGACCGGAGGGGGCAGACAGUUGCUGCCGGUGUCGGUGAGAGGGUAAGUAAGAGCUGGCUGUACCUAAAGGGCUCCUAUAUGAAGUGUAACAGGAACAUGGAGGUGGCCUUCAUGGUGUGUGCCAUCAACCCCUCUCUGGACCUGCACACUGACAGCUCCGAGAUUCUACAACUUCAGCAGAGGCUUCUAUGGCUGCUGUAUGAGCGAGGAGACCUGGAAAGAUACCCCAUGGCCAUGGGCACCCUGGCAGACCUGGAGGACCAGGAGCCCAUCCCUGGCAAAGAGAGCCCCCACGCCAUUCACCUUAAAGCUGUGAACUCUGCUAAGAAGUACUACAACAACGAGCACAUCUACCCCUUCAUGUACCUGGCUGGCUACCACUACAGACACAGGGAGGUCCGGGAGGCCUUGGGGGCCUGGGCCGAGGCUGCACAGGUCAUGCAGGACUACAACUACUUCCGCGAGGACGAAGAGAUCUACAAGGAGUUUUUUGACAUUGCCAACGACGUCAUCCCCACCCUGCUGAAGGAGACAGCUGCAGCUGCUGAGAGCGGAGGAGAGGGGAGCGAGGGAGGAGAGAAGGACCUGCCCAUUCAGGCCGCUGCCCUCCAGGACCCAGAAUGCUUUGCCCACCUGUUGCGUUUCUAUGACGGCAUCUGUAAGUGGGAGGAGGGCAGCCCCACCCCUGUCCUUCACGUGGGCUGGGCCACCUACCUGGUCCAGUCCCUCAGUCGCUUUGACGCACAGAUCCGUCAGAAAGUGUCCAUCAUCACCAAAGAGCCGGAGCUCCAGGACGACGAUGACCAAUCCAGCGAGGACCCUCGCGAAGGCCGGAGACGUGGCCCGAGGCGUGAGUCCAGACUGGAAGACCAGGCUUCCCCUCCUACACAAUCCACCCCCACCACCCCUGUCCCACCACCAACCCAACCCACCCAGGCUAAGAAAGUAGGUGGCGAGGGCGGGACGCGGCGUCGCUCUUCAGGGCUCCGCGGUGGAGACCCCGAAUGCAAGGCCAAGUCCUCCAGCCCAGUGCCCUCUCCUCCCCAGCAGCUGCCCUCCCCCAGUGGGGGUCCACUGGUGGCCUUCCAGAGCAAGAAGAUGAAGGGCAUGAAGGAGCUGCUGUCUGCAGCCAAGGUCAACUCCAGCGCCAUCAAGCUCCAGCUCACCGCCCAGUCACAGGUGCAGAUGAAGAGGCAGAAGAGCACGCCGUCGGGAGACUACACCAUGUCCUUUAUGAAGCGCCAGCGUAAAUCUCUGUAGAAGGAGGACUCUGUAGAACUUUCUCUAGCAUGGUUCCCAAGUCUGGUUGUGUUGUAUAGCCAAAUCCUAUGGUCAUUAUCAUAAGAGUUGACUAUACAGCACAAACAGAUCUGGGACCAGGCUAGACUUUCUCUUCAUUGGGAGAAAAAACGAUGAGAGACUGUCUGUAGGACAUUUCCGUUGUACUGUGACUGAGAGGCAAGGCAACACAAAGAAGACUGCAGCAUCAACUUGCUUGCAUCUCCUUCACAUUCUGCGAUUUACUUUCUUUUUUCAUCCAAAGGUUAUUUUAGUAAUCAUAUCACAAGUCCCCAUAAGUAGGGCUGGGACAAUACUCGUUAGUAUAGUGUCAAGGAAACAAUACAAAGCAGAUUUAACUUCUUUAGGAAAACAGCCCUAAUGUUGGAAACAUAAAUCAUCAAGUUGUUGUCAUCCAGAGUCACAUAUUUAUUUAUUUUCCAAGCUAUAGCACACAAUAUUGUUUGUACAGCAGGUUUUUAAAGGACUAAAGACUUUGGUCUGGUUCAUGUUUUCAUUUUUGGCAUGGAAAAAAUAUUGUGAUACUGGUAUCAUCCCGGCCCUACCAAUAAGGUCAUACAAGGGUCGGUAAGCACAUGACACGUACGUGUGUGUUUUAAGAGUGGAGGUAGUCACCAUAAUCAAGGUUGAACAUAUGUUGGUCAAGUCGCACCUUUUAAUCUUGUGAUUCAAUAAUGAUUGUGUAUCGUGGGCCAUUAAAUUUUUUAAAUUGCUGUCACUUUGUGAGGAUCAACAGGGCAGUAGCGCACAUCAACUGUUGAGUUCUCAAUUACUUAUGUGUGGAGGUUAUUUUAAAGCCAAAGUAAAAAGCCAAAGUAAUGGGCGUUUAGAUGGUGAAAACACCCUGUCCCUAAACAUGUUAUGGGAUGGGGGAAUUGCUCUGUUAAAGCAGUCAGAAUUCCGUUCUAUAUUUUCUAGUCUUGACUUAAUCUGAAUCUUUUUUGACUGAAAUCCGUGGAAGUGAUUCGGACUAUUACCGUGUAACAAUGUCCAACCCUGCUAUGUUGUCUCUUCUAUGCUAGCUAUUCGUUGCCUUAUACGUCGCUUUUUUUUUUUCUAAUUUAGGUGGCCUUUAGUUUUGAGACUAGCCAGAGCUGCAAUAGGCAACCUCAUGAUUAGAAAGUGACCAGAAAGACCAUGCACUGUUUAAAGGGGAUUGCUGUAGGUGUCCCAGCUACAUACAGUAGUAUUUUGCUUGAUAACUUGUUUUUUAUCUGCAGAUAAUAAAAUAAUUUAAAAUAUGA